CGUGAGAGUGAAAGAGAGAGAGGCAGAGAGGGAGAGUUAUAGAGCGACCACCCCUUUAUUAAUAUUAUUCCACACCGCUAAGUUUAGCAUUCAACACGUGUCGCCAGUGAUGGAGAGAGAGUGAGGAAGGGAUAGAGAGAGAGGUUGAUGGUUGCUAGGUGACCGGGCGCAUAUACUGAAUUUUAACAAAAGAACAGGGAAAGAGAGAGAGAGAGAGAGAGAAAGAGAGAGAGGGGAGAGAGGGAGGGAGAGAGGUGGAGAGAGAUCUGAAAAUUGAAUACAUGUAGAAUAUAUAUUCAGAUAUAUAUUUUCAGGGGGGAAACACGCAAACGGAUACCUCAAAAGGGAAGGAUGUGAAAAGAAUGGAGGGACGAAGGGAGCGAGGGGGGAAAGGCUCAUGAAAAACAGCACCCUCUCUUAGAGAGCUUUACAGCUUCGCCCCCCCCUGCCCCAUCCCCCCUCCACGGUUGAUUGAUCUAUUGCAAUGGUCGCCAUACCCACCCUCUCUCUCCUAUUGGCCCUGGCGGAGUGGGCAGGACCGGUCACGCCCUCCCCACACCUCUUGCUCCGCCCCCGGGAGCGGGAGAGAGACCCGGGGACUGUAAUGAACUUCAACAUCGCUGUGAUCCAUGCGGGGGCCAGCGUGCAGGUAGAGGCGGCGGCCGGGCCCGGGGGAAGGGUGCUCUACCCUGGGUUUGGUCGGGCACACAGCUCCCUGGGGGAGAGCGUGAUCACCCAGUGGGGCUCUGCUAACGUCAUCUGGCUCCAGGUGAAUGACAGUAGUCCUAAGACUCUGCUGUCCCAGCUGUGUGACCUGCUGGCAGCGAGGCCCCUGCAGGGCCUGGUCUACGAAGAGGAGAGGCCACCACCCACCGCCUGGGGACCCCUGGCCCCCAUGUUAGAGUUUGUAUCUGCCCAGACUGGACUACCCAUAGUGGCUGUAGGAGGAGGAGCAGGGCUGGGGAGGAUGCAACAGGAGUCAGGCUCCAUCUUCCUCCAGUUCAGCUCAUCCACCAGCCUCCAGCUGGAGGUCAUCUUCAAAAUACUAGAGGAGUACGACUGGACCACCUUCUCAGUGGUGUCCACCCGUCACCAUGGCUACCAGGACUUCCUGUCGGUGGUGGACGGCCUGACGGACGGCUCAUUCAUCGGCUGGGAGAAGAAGAGCGUGGUCAUGCUGAACGUGACGGACGACCCGGGAGGGGCACGCACGCGCAGGCUGCUCAAGGAGAACGAGGCGCAGGUACGUCUGCUCUACUGUUCCCAGGAGGAGGCCGAGCUGGUGUUUAAAGCAGCUUGGGCCGCGGGUCAGGCUGGACCCUCUCACAUGUGGUUCGCUGUGGGGCCAGCCCUGUCCGGCCUUGGCAUGGAGGGUCUCCCCAGGGCCCUGUUCGCCGUGCGUCCGCAGGGCUGGAAGGACAAGCCCCGCAUGAGGAUCGCCCGGGGCGUGUCCAUACUGACCCAUGGGGCGGUGGCACUGCGCCGCGACUAUGGGGCCUCUGGAGGGCCAAACUUUGUCACCAACUGCAUGACGGAAGCCAAUCAAACACACAGGGUGCGGGGGAGGAUGAGGUAUUUCAGCAACAUCACGUUGGGUGGCAGAGACUACUCUUUCGACAGUGACGGUUACCUGGCCAACCCCGUCCUAGAAGUCAUCUCCUAUACACCUGUCAAAGGCUGGGAGGAUGUAGGGAUGUGGGAGAACGGUAAGUUGGAUUUGGUUUAUCCAGCGUGGUCGCGUUAUGGUCCAUUCCUCCAACCGCCUGAUGGCGCCCAGCACCUGCGCGUGGUCACUCUGGAGGAACGUCCGUUUGUCAUCGUGGAGCUGGCUGACGCCGCCUCCAACACCUGCAUCAGAGACUCUGUACCCUGCCGACGACCCCUCAACGCCAGUAUUCCUGUCCAGGAUCCCCCAAAGAAACAGUGCUGCAAGGGCUUCUGCAUCGACAUCCUCAAACGAUUGGCCAAAAUCGUGGGUUUCACCUAUGACCUCUACCUGGUGACCAAUGGAAAGCACGGGAAGAAGAUUGAUGGAGUGUGGAACGGCAUGAUUGGAGAGGUGGUGGGACAGCGAGCAGAUAUGGCCAUCGGAUCCCUCACCAUCAACGAGGAGAGGUCAGAGGUCGUGGACUUCUCCGUCCCCUUCGUGGAGACGGGCAUCAGCGUCAUGGUCUCCCGUAGCAAUGGAACCGUCUCACCCUCUGCCUUCCUGGAGCCCUACAGUCCAGCGGUGUGGGUGAUGAUGUUCGUCAUGUGCCUGACCGUGGUGGCUGUGACCGUCUUCAUAUUUGAGUUCUUCAGUCCAGUCGGCUACAACCGCAGCCUUUCCAGCGGAAAGAAGGCAGGAGGCUCUACGUUCACCAUAGGAAAGUCUGUGUGGUUGCUGUGGGCCAUUGUGUUCAAUAACUCGGUCCCAGUGGAGAACCCCAGAGGAACCACCAGUAAGAUCAUGGUGCUGAUCUGGGCCUUCUUCGCUGUCAUCUUCCUGGCUUCCUACACAGCCAACCUGGCUGCCUUCAUGAUCCAGGAGGAGUACAUAGACACUGUCUCUGGACUCUCAGACAAAAAGUUCCAGCACCCCACAGAGCAGUACCCCCCUCUGAAGUUUGGAACGGUGCCCAAUGGAAGUACAGAGAAGAACAUCCGCAGUAACUACCCUGGCAUGCACCAUUACAUGGUCAAAUAUAACCAGAGAGGGGUGGAGGACGCCAUUAACAACCUCAAGACUGGGAAGUUGGAUGCCUUUAUCUACGAUGCAGCUGUGUUGAACUACAUGGCCAGGAAAGACGAGGGUUGUAAGGUGAUGACCAUAGGCUCUGGGAAGGUAUUUGCCACCACAGGCUACGGUAUCGCCCUGCACAAGAACUCCCGCUGGAAACGCCCCCUCGACCUGGCCCUGCUGCAGCUGGUGGGAGACGAUGAGAUUGAGAUGCUGGAGCGUCUGUGGCUGUCUGGUAUCUGUCACAAUGAUAAGAUUGAGGUGAUGAGCAGUAAGCUGGACAUAGACAACAUGGCAGGUGUCUUCUACAUGCUGCUGGUGGCUAUGGGGCUCAGUCUGCUGGUAUUUGCCUGGGAGCACCUGGUCUACUGGAGGCUCAGACACUGCAUGGCUACCAGCUCCGGGAGACUGGACUUCCUACUGGCCAUCAGUAGGGGCAUGUACAGUUGUUGUAGCUUUGAGGAUGAAACCACGCCGGGUGGGGCCAAAUCCUCCAUGGCUAUGCUCCCCCACCAUCAUGGCACCAUGGUAACAGUCCCGCCCCCGCCACACUUGGUCGGUGCGUCGUCAACCAACCCGGCCCUGACCAUGGCGCAGCAGCAACAGUCACAGCCCGUCUACAAAACACAGAUGCCUGGAUCCCCUCCCACCGUGGUGCAUUCUGGGACGGCGCUGGGGCCCUCCAACACUCCCAUGCUGGGGGCGCCACUGCCCUGCUCCACAUUCCUCCCCCGGCCCGAUCGCAGACUGGCCGUGGUGGACCGCUGGAGGCUGCCCAAGGCCGGGACCGCCACCAACCCCAUGGCCGUCCGCGAGGCCGUCGCAGACAUGGGGCUCUUCCCCCAGAAAGUGGCUCCAACCUGGGGCACGACAGCUGGAGGAGUGGGGGUUGGUGGUGGUGGUGGUGGUGGUGGGGGGCUGGAUGGAUAUAAACGCUACUAUGGACCCAUCGACCCUGAGGGUCUGGGGCCCUGUAUGGACCAGCCUGCAGGGUCCCAGACCCCCAAAACAGCCCCCAGGAGCCACCCUCAACCCCCUCCCGCCACUGUGGCCUUCUACUCAGAGAAAGGUCCUGACCAGGGGGUGGGGAAGAGGGUGGUGGGAGGUGGUGGUGCUGGGUGUCAGGGGAAGGGAGGGGUCAAACCUUUGGGGACGCCUCGGCUGCCUCCUAAAAGCCAAGCCGUGGGUGUGACCCCAGUCCCUCUACCCACUAACCCCCCGCUGCCACAACCCUCCCCCCCUCUCCCCUCAUCCUUUUGGAGGAAGCGCCGGCCCAAAAAGCCCAAAGAGCCAGGCGGGCCUCUGUACGAGAACAUCCUACCGCUGGGGCGCAGGGGAGGAGGAAGGGAUGGAAGCACGCGGGAAGGUUUGGACGCAGAGGACGAUGAUGAGGAUGAGGAGCUGACCGAGGAGUCCAGUCUUCUCCUGGGGAGGGGGAGGGACAGACAGCGUUCAAUUAUCUCCUCUCGCUCCCUCAGUCACGGGCGCCAGCCACCACCUAUACCACCCCGAAAACCACGCCCUGCCCGAGGGGAGAGAGACAGGGAGAGAGGAGGUAGCCAGUUGGCCCAGUUACAGGAGUGGUGGGCAGGCUGGGGGCGGUCACACGGCCAUGGGAAGAGAGAAAGCACGGCCCUGUCCCACAGCCAGGAGGAGCUGCUCCCCCACUGCCACAGCUUCAGCGGGGGCUCACGGCCCAAACCCCCUCCCAAACCAGACCAGGGCCAGGCCAAGUCAGGCAGCCAGGCCAGUCUCAGCACACAGCAGCCAGGAGUGUUGGUGGACCACCCCCCUCAGCCCUCCCUCUCGCCCCCUCAACCCCAACCUAGUGUCCCUUCCUCAUCCUCCUCCCUGCCGGUGCCCAUCCCUCCUCCUCCCUCCUCGUCCUCUGCCUCGGCCAGUGCUAAGCUCCUGUACCAGAGACUACGGUCAGUACCUCAGCCCGGGCGCUUCUACUCCCCCCACCUGCCACUCAAGGCCAAGAGCCUAUGCUCCCGACGAGGCUCCGCCCAUUUCUCCAGCCUGGAGAGCGAGGUAUGA
This is a messenger RNA of Oncorhynchus keta (chum salmon), 4759 nucleotides long. Its product is annotated as glutamate receptor ionotropic, NMDA 2D-like. The transcript has 18 exons. Gene Ontology annotation, biological process: excitatory postsynaptic potential; long-term synaptic potentiation; synaptic transmission, glutamatergic. Gene Ontology annotation, molecular function: transmitter-gated monoatomic ion channel activity involved in regulation of postsynaptic membrane potential; NMDA glutamate receptor activity. The record is from RefSeq and is a predicted model, not a curated record. Bases 485 to 4759 code for a protein of 1424 amino acids. Gene Ontology annotation, cellular component: postsynaptic membrane; NMDA selective glutamate receptor complex; plasma membrane. Lineage: Eukaryota; Metazoa; Chordata; Actinopteri; Salmoniformes; Salmonidae.